Molecule: messenger RNA, 9959 nt
Organism: Varanus komodoensis (Komodo dragon)
Lineage: Eukaryota; Metazoa; Chordata; Lepidosauria; Squamata; Varanidae
Gene: TRIM33
Product: tripartite motif containing 33
Exons: 20
Coding region: 87-3431 (1114 amino acids)
Molecular function (GO): zinc ion binding; protein binding
Source: RefSeq, a predicted model, not a curated record
GCGCGCGCAAGCUGAUGGCGUGCGUGCGGACGCAUGCGCGGUCCUGUGCGUGAGCAAAGCGGGGAGUCGGGUUCAAAGGAGGAAAUAUGGCGGAAAACAAAGGAGGAGGAGGAGGCGGCGGUGGCGGGGAGGGGGCUGGGGACGCCGUGCCGGCGGGGGGUGGACCCGAGCCUGCCGUCGCCGCGUCGGCUGUCGUUGUCACCUCCGCGGCGGCAAUUGCGUCGCCGUCCCCUCCCGUCCCCGCCCCGCCCGAGGAGAGGGAGAGUCCCGCCGCGGUGGUCCUGGCUGCGGUGGCGGCGGACAAGGGCCCAGGGGAGGCGGAGGCCGCGGCGCCGGUGGCGGCGGCGAGCGGAGGCCCUGCUUCCGGCUCACUAGCGGCGCCGCUGGGCCCCAGCCCCGCGCCGCCCGCCCUCUCCAGCGCCGCGCCGGGCCCGCUGUCGUUGCUGGACACCUGCGCAGUGUGCGCGCAGAGCCUGCAGAGCCGGGAGGCCGAGCCCAAGCUGCUGCCCUGUCUUCACUCUUUUUGUCGACGCUGCUUGCCGGAGCCCGAACGCCAGCUCAACGUGCCCGUGCCCGGCGGCGCGAACGGGGACAUCCAGCAGGUUGGUGUGAUCAGGUGUCCAAUCUGUCGCCAGGAAUGCAGGCAAAUAGAUUUGGUAGAUAACUACUUUGUCAAAGACACAUCUGAAGCACCCAGCAGCUCUGAUGAGAAAUCUGAACAGGUGUGCACCAGCUGUGAAGACAAUUCUAGUGCUGUUGGUUUCUGUGUGGAAUGUGGAGAAUGGCUGUGCAAAACAUGCAUAGAAGCUCAUCAACGUGUAAAAUUUACAAAGGAUCAUAUGAUCAGAAAAAAGGAAGACGUCUCUUCAGAGGCUGUUGGAGCAUCUGGUCAACGUCCUGUUUUCUGUCCUGUGCAUAAACAAGAACAGUUAAAACUUUUCUGUGAAACCUGUGACAGGCUGACAUGCAGAGAUUGUCAGUUAUUGGAACACAAAGAACAUAGGUAUCAGUUUUUGGAAGAAGCAUUUCAGAAUCAAAAGGGUGCUAUUGAGAAUCUGUUGGCCAAACUCCUUGAGAAGAAGAAUUAUGUUAACUUUGCAGCUACUCAAGUGCAAAAUAGGAUAAAAGAAGUAAAUGAAACAAACAAACGAGUAGAACAAGAAAUCAAAGUGGCUAUUUUUACCCUCAUUAAUGAAAUCAAUAAAAAGGGAAAAUCUCUCUUACAGCAACUUGAGACUGUGACAAAGGAGCGACAGAUGAAGCUAAUACAACAGCAGAAUGAUAUCAGUGGACUAUCAAGGCAGGUGAAACAUGUGAUGAACUUUACAAAUUGGGCCAUUGCAAGUGGCAGCAGCACUGCAUUGCUCUACAGCAAGCGACUGAUCACGUUCCAGCUGCGACAUAUUUUAAAAGCACGAUGUGAUCCUGUCCCAGCUGCUAAUGGAGCAAUACGCUUCCAUUGUGAUCCCACAUUCUGGGCAAAGAAUGUAGCCAACUUAGGUAAUCUUGUUAUAGAAAAUAAGCCAACCCAAGGUUACACUCCUAAUGUAGUGGUGGGACAGGUUCCUCCCGGAACAAACCACAUCAGCAAACCUCCAGGGCAAAUUAAUCUUGCACAGCUUCGACUCCAGCAUAUGCAACAACAGGUGUUCGCACAACAAAAACACCAACAAUUACAACAGAUGAGGAUGGGGCAGCCUGCAGGGCAGAUCACUCGCCAGGCAAGUCCACAGAUGCUGCAGCAACAGCCUCCAAGGUUGAUAAGUAUGCAGACCAUGCAGAGGGGUAUGAAUUGCGGUGCUUUUCAAGCCCACCAGAUGAGAAUGGCUCAGAACGCUGCACGUCUCCCAGGGAUACCGCGCCACAACGGGCCCCAGUACUCCAUGAUGCAGCCACACUUACAAAGACAACAUUCAAACCCAGGACAUGCAGGACCCUUCCCAGUAGUUUCAGUUCAUAAUAAUACUAUCAAUCCAACAAGUCCUACAACGGCUACCAUGGCUAAUGCUAACCGUGGCCCAACAAGCCCAUCUGUAGCUGCAAUAGAGCUUAUUCCCUCAGUAACCAACCCAGAGAAUCUACCUUCUUUGCCAGAUAUUCCUCCCAUACAGCUGGAAGAUGCUGGUUCCAGUAACUUAGAUAAUUUGUUAAGUAGAUAUAUCGCAGGCAGCCAUCUACCCCCUCAGCCUAUAGGCAGUAUGAAUCCCUCACCUGGGCCCUCAGCACUAUCUCCAGGCUCAUCAGGUUUAUCCAAUUCCCACACCCCUGUGAGGCCACCGAGUACCUCCAGCACUGGCAGUAGAGGCAGCUGUGGCUCAUCAGGCAGAACUGUUGAGAAGAACAAUAUUAGUUUCAAACCUGAGCAUGUGAAAGUUAAGCAAGAGCCAGGCACAGAGGAAGAGGUAUGCAGUUUCUCAGGACCAGUUAAGCAAGAAAAAACAGAAGAUGGCAGGAGGAGUGCCUGCAUGCUUAGCAGUCCUGAGAGCAGCUUGACGCCGCCACUUUCUACAAACUUGCAUCUGGAAAGUGAACUAGAAGCACUGGGAAGUAUAGAAAACCAUGUAAAAACUGAACCAGCAGACUUGAGUGAAAGCUGUAAACAGUCUGGACAUGGUCUUGUAAAUGGCAAGUCUCCAGUGCGGAGCCUCAUGCACCGAUCAGCUAGGACUGGAGGAGAAGGCAACAACAAGGAUGAUGAUCCUAAUGAAGACUGGUGUGCUGUGUGCCAAAAUGGAGGAGACCUGUUGUGUUGCGAAAAGUGUCCCAAAGUUUUCCACCUCACAUGCCAUGUACCCACUCUUCUAAGUUUUCCAAGUGGAGAGUGGAUAUGUACAUUUUGUCGUGAUCUUUGCAAACCUGAAGUAGAAUAUGACUGUGACAACUUGCAGCAUAGUAAGAAGGGGAAAACUGCACAAGGUUUGAGUCCAGUGGACCAAAGGAAAUGUGAGCGCCUCCUUCUUUACUUGUAUUGCCAUGAGCUGAGCAUUGAAUUCCAAGAGCCUGUCCCAGCCUCGAUACCAAACUACUAUAAAAUAAUAAAGAAACCAAUGGAUUUAUCUACUGUAAAAAAGAAAUUGCAAAAGAAACAUUCCCAGCACUACCAGAUACCUGAUGAUUUUGUGGCAGAUGUUCGGCUGAUCUUCAAGAACUGUGAAAGGUUUAAUGAAAUGAUGAAAGUUGUUCAAGUUUAUGCAGAAACACAAGAGAUUAAUUUGAAGGCUGAUUCAGAAGUAGCACAGGCAGGGAAGGCAGUUGCAUUAUACUUUGAAGAUAAACUUACAGAGAUCUACCCAGACAGGACCUUCCAGCCUUUACCUGAAUUUGAGCAAGAAGAGGACGAUGCUGAAAUAACAGAUGACUCCGAUGAAGAUUUUAUACAGCCACGCAGAAAACGUCUAAAAUCAGAUGAAAGACCAGUGCAUAUAAAGUAACCUGAUUUAAACGGACCUAAACUAUUGUAAAAAGAAAGAAACAUAUUUAAGUGUUCCUGGAAUAUUAUCUUGCCUUCAGUGGCCAUCUUAUUGAAGCUGAUAGUAUUCAGACAGUAUUAGAUUGCAAAAAGCAUUUGUACAGAAACAUUCUUGUCAAAAGGGGAAAAAAGCUUUCAACCUCUGUUGAUUUUGUGUUUGGUUUUUUUAAAGUGUUUGAUUUACAUUUUCUUUUUUCACUCCCUCAUUUCUCAGAUACAGAGGUGUGGGAUGAAUGUUGAUAAACAAGUUUUUAUAUGACAACAUUUGUACAAACAGUGAACCCUUGUCACAACUUAAUAACCAUUUCUGCAAGACUGGACCAAGGCAGUCAUGUUUCAUACUCGUACUGGACUGCAGUUUAAACUGCAAGACACCUUCCUCAGCAUUCUCUUCAAUGCAACCCUAAGUGUGAAUUGGAUAGUUUUUAUUCAUCGUCUCAUCUAAAUCGUAUUGCAAGUAUCAUAUUCUGUGUUGGGUCUAAUAGCUAGGUUCCGCUUUCUUUUACUGACCUUGUAUAGAAAUACUGUAAUGAUCAUUAAAUAAUUUUGAAUUGGAGAAUGCAGGAGUGCGAGUUCUUCAUAUGUGCUUCAUUAAGUCUGGUUGCAAUUAAUGCUUUUCAGUAGAGUUCAUGGUGCUGUAUGAAAGUCCUAUCCACAGAACACUUAAGUGAAUAUCCUCUUGGAAUUUGUUAAUCCAAUUUUUCUCCCCUGAAAAGGCAGGAUGUUGGCUGCAAUACUGGUUAUAUAGAUUUUAGUACUCAGAAUAAUAUUAUAAACUUAAUAACUGGUGACUGUCCCGUCUUCCCUUAUAACAGUUUCUGAUAGUUUGCUAUCAGAAAGCAGUAACUUUGUCAACUACCAAAUGUGUAAAAUUUCCUGUAUUCACUCUGUCUUAUUUGUAAAUAAUGGUACUGUAAAUCAUUUCGGACAGCAACAUUUGCUGCUCUGUUUUUAAGCUAAUAUGUAUUCUUACUAAUGUUCCUAAUCAAGAGUGGAUUUGUAAUAUGUUCUCUAUUUCUAAAACUAUUCAUAGUCUGAAGUUCUAUAUUAUUUUGUUAGAGCUAUUCAAGAGGGUUUUUUUUUUCAGAAGCAGCUUAAAUGAAAUGUCUAACAAAAGGAAAACAAGCCCACUGAACCUGAAUCACUUGUCCAUCCUUAAAAUAGAAAACGUUCAUGGACCAGUGUAUCAGACAAGUGACUUCAGGAUAGAUAAUGAAAAUGGGCCUGUACCCAUUAUGAUAAUCUGCAUGCAAAGAAGUUCAUCAGUUCUGCCUUGAUGGCAAUAUUGAGAACAGAAGUGUCUCUGCAUCAUUGUAAUUCAGUGUUGAACAGGUAAAAUGCCUUAUAUGCUUGGCCUGGUUUGUUUAAAUAGCACCAAAUAACACAAUUUCAAGCCCCUGUACAAAAUAUUUUAUUGUUGUGCCAGUUUUUUUUAAACAUUAGACCACACUGAGGUGACCAAAAUGUAUGCUAUGAAACAGAGUAAUUCGUCAUGGUCAAGCCUUCAUAGUGUAUAAAGAUCAAAUGUAAUUGAUCCAUACACUAGAUAUUAGUAGUUUCAAUUGCACAAUGUAUUGUCCCAGUAAUGCUCUAGAGAAUUUUAAUACAAAUGCUUGUUUUCAUUUUCUCUAUGCAGACAGAUGAAAAGUGUAGAAAGGAUGUAAUCGUUCCAAAUGAUUAAAGAUAUUUAUGGCUUUGAUAUACUUUAUUAGAUAAUCUUUAACACUGCUUAUAAAGUGGAUGGAUCCUACAGAAUUCUGGGAUCUUUCAAGUGUUUUCAAAAGUUUGGUCUAGCAAAUGAAGUAAUUUUAAAUUGCCUGUAUUUGAAUAUAGUGGGUUUGAAUAUAGUCAAUAGUUGCCCUAAUAAAUGACCUGGUCAAACAUUAUUUUCUUUGUUGGAAAGUCAAUAAAAUAGCAGUGGAAGAAAGUCACAGACAACAUUCAGACUGGGCUCUAUCAUUUUUUAAUACGUGGGAAUCACCUGACCUUCCACUUAAAAUCCAGUGAUGGAGUCAUAGAACUAGGAAAUUCUCAUGUAUAGAUAAGUAGUGCAGCCCAGUCUGAAUAUUACUUUCUAUACUAAAGUGAGGCAAUGACAUAUAUGAACUGAGAAUUUGUUCCCUAUGUUAAUGACUGAGUUCAUACAACAAGACAGUCCAUUGUGAUGGGUAACUAGCCACAGUAGGCUGUCAUGUUAUUUGAACGCAAUCUGCCUCUUGCAGUGUGGAUUGUUCUAGGACAUUUUUGUUCCAUGAUGGGUUGUCAUGUCGUCCAAACCCAGAAGAACUAAUUCAUAAUGGGUUGUGGGGAUUAGCUACUGAGCUACCCUGCAGAAAACCUUGCCAUUCUUUGCAGUCUCAUCUGUGCUGCGACCAGUGUAAGUCCCUCCAUUGUUCCUAAGCAACACUUUAAGUGAUGGUCACUGAUUUGACACCUUAAAAAAUGGACACAGAAAACUGUGGAACUGUUUAUUGUUAUUUUUGUCUUUCACAUUUGUGCAUGUGUACAGUUACAGCUGUCUGAUACAAGUAGGCUUUACUUUGUAAAUUUUAACUGUCAAAUGGAACGUGGUAAGUGGAGUAGGUAUCAGAUGGACAAGACAAGAUUACACAUAAGCUAAUUUGCACACAUUUGCCUGGUGUCAUUCAAAAGAAAAAGUGAAAUUAGAUGCACCAAAUGGGGCUGGCAAUAUUAUCACCCUCUUGGCAAUGUAAUUACCUGAAUUUUAAGCUUUGAAGAGACAGUUCUCACUCUCCUUUACUAUUUCCAGCUUGGGAAGAAAGAGGAGUUAGCACUACACCCACCUUCUUGGAGGGGCUUACUAUUACGGUUUCUGCAUAUCCCUGGCAGUUCUAAAGAAAGUAACAGCUGAAUGGCACUGAAUGAAUAGAGCCCUGUAAGAGGGGGAUAGGUAGAAGUACCACUGGUCAUGGUGCCUCACUGGAUUCCUCUUCUGCCACCUCUAAGGUGUCCAAACAAAACCUGUUGGACAUAUAGGCACAUUUAGUUGAACUGGAAAAUAUAUGCAAAUUUAACAGUUGAGAGGUGAAUGGAAGAGAAAUUUCUGCACGUGCAGUAACAGCACUUUGCUUCCAAGCCAUUAAAUUUUCAUAUUUUUCUCUUCCACUCACCAGUGAUUAUAUUUUUGCCUAUUUCAUUAGUCAAAAAAUAAAUAACGUUUUUAAACUGCCACGGGUCUGCUGUGACCAUACCACCAAAUGUUCCAAACACUUGGGGAGUUAUUUUCCCUUUCUGGAACUGGCAAGUGUUGAAAUGGUGAACAAAUGGUGAGCACUGUUAGUUCAACACUUGAAGGAUUACAUUGCUACAGAUGUGAUACUGUCUUCACCCCCUUUGGGUGCACCUACUUUCUCCAUUUUUUCCCUUUUCAUUUUCAGCUGAUAGUGUGGCAGUUGACAGCUGUAAACUGUAGGCAAAUUAGCCUUUAUGAAAUCUUGCCGUUUCAAUUUCCAUGUUUAUUACUUCCUGAACUUUCCUCUUUGACAGCUGAAAAGUGUGAGACCAUUGACACAAGAAGACUACUUGUGUUGGACUGCUAUAAAUGUGAACCUGUGGAAUACCAACAAAGGUAAUAAAAAUGUAAGACAAACCCAGCUGCACAAUUUUCAGUGGCCAAAAGGAAUAAAAAAGACCCCCAGCUGCACUCUUUAGAAGUUCCUAUUUUUAAAAAAACACAUGUAGUGAUGAAUGAAAAGGGGAGCACAAAGAGAUGAUGGGAGCACAAAGAGAACACUGGACUACCAGCUGGAGGAUAAGGCAAGAGCAAUUUAUGGUGAGCAUCAAUUACCUCUUCGGCCCACUGUGGAUUAUUCUGCAAACAAUCUACACUGCCAGUGUGUUUACUUUCUCACAAAAUCCCACAAAAUUUUAGUGCAUGCACUUAUAACUGGCAUUUUGAGAAAAUCACUGAAUACCAGUAGGGAAGUGUAAUACAAGGUGCUUAAUACUGGAUGAGAAUUUAAUGUGAUUGUACAUGACAUUUUCUAGUAUCUCAAUUUGCAAUACAGGCUCCGUGGAUCUUGAAUUGCAGAGUUUCCUUAGUAUCUAGAAAUUUUGUUUUCUGUACUUCAUAGAAUAUUUUAUAACUGGCUUUCUAAUAUUAUCUGAAAGCUGCAAUCUUGUCAACAUUUGCAUUUAUCUUUUUAGAUUUCUUAAAUUGAACUAUUUAACUCAACUAUAUGCAGGAUCCCUGUACACAAGUGGCAAUUGUCAUUUAGCCUCUAGUUGAUUUUUGAGAUUUACAGUUUUGCAAAUUUCAGUGCAAAUAGAGAAAAACUGUAUUCUUUUGAAGUUUACUUGUUAUGAAAUUAUCUUUUCAGAUAAGUUGUAUUUUUGGUUGUUUUUUCCAUUUGAUUACCUACCACCAGAAAUGUAUAUAAUCAGAUGUUAUACACAAAUUCUACAAAUUGCCAGUUUAAGUUCCUCAUGGAACUAGAUGACUGUGGUUUGUGACUCCAUUUCAGAAUCGAUAGAUUUUUUCCAGUGUGUUGACAUGAUUUAUUCAAACUAAAAAUGUUGCCAUUGGUGCAGUUUAAGAGCAGCCUCUAUUUGCAGUUCAUGGAUGUCUGUGCAAUAAUUGAGCUAUACUGGGAAUGAUUUUAUGUUAGAGACCCGGUUUGUAAUGGAUAGUGGAGCUUCCCUUGCAUGUGCUAUGGAUUUGCCUGUGCUGCAUAAAUUACAAUGUAAGUUUUGUGUAAUGUGGUCCCAAGAUCCUCUUGUCACCUAAUUUGACUCUUAAGCUCUGAUUUUAAAUGUUCUUGAAAAGCAGUAAUUUCAAAUCUCUCGGUUGUAUAUGUUUCAAAAGUUUAAGUUAAUCCAAAGAAGAAAAAGGCAGUUUGCUUUGAAACAGGAAGGACGACAAGUGUACAGCGUGCCGACUGUGGACUUCUCAAUUACCUCAGCAGGUCCCCUGCCAUGUAAUUACUAGUGAUUAGGGUUAGUUUAACCAGCUAAGUAUGUUCAGGUCGGUCUUGACUGUGCCCUGGAAUUAAGUGUCCUAUCAUAUACUAUUAAGGCUGAAUUACUAUCCAAAAAAGGGUGUUCCCCCCAGUUUUUAAAAUAGAUAUGCUGUUAAAUGUAGAUAACCUUUUUUCAUGUGAAAAGAUCCCCAUUAAAACUAUUUGAUGUGGCAUUGACUGUCAGGAUACUUUCAGCAUUGAUAAUGGAAUGUUUUAUAAACAUUCUUCCAAGCCACUGCAACCAACAAAUAUUUUUAACAACAACCCCAAUUUGCUAUUCUGUUGUAUAACUUAGUUUAUUAGCCAGCCCUAUUUAAGUGUAGGUAAUGGCCACAGUAUGUUGAAGUUGGAUAUGUAAUGUACUUGGAUGUAGGCUUCUUCUUUUUCUGCCUCUUUUCCCCACUUUUCCUAGGAAAAAGCAAUAAAACUGCUUUGUCUGUUGCCUGUUUAGCAUGGCAGGAAUCCUCUUCCUUUGGAUAGUGGUUUUAUAGGAAAGUUUUUGUAUGUGUAUCACCCAAGUCUAGCUUUAAAAAAAAAAUAAAGUGUGGAGUUACAGUGUGGCAUUUUAUUUAAAAAAUUGGGGAAAGUUAACAUAUUUUUUUAAAAAGUAGUUGUUUGAGUAAAUAAUGGAAGUACUUUUUUAAAAACUUUAUAUGCCACAAUUUACAUAGACAUAUUUCAGACUAUUGCAUAAGACUUGUGAUGUCAAGUAUGGCCACCACUUUACCUUUUCAACGUUGCACAUGCAGUAAUUCCAUCCAUUGUACUUUCUCUGGUUUUUUGCUUGCUUUUCCUCUCCUUUUAAAAUCUGAACCAUAUUUUUUAAAAAAUGAGUUUUGUUUAUUUAGUAGUUGAUUUACAGUAACAAAAUGCAGUUUGCCUCUUUCUGUUUGAGGGCUUUUUAAAGCUGAGGAGCUGCUUCUUUUAAAGUGAUUUGCAACUUUGUACAAAGAAAUGCAAAGAGUUUUAUAGAUCUCUCAUUUGUUUCAGCAUUCCCCUUAGUGUGAACAUAAAUUUCAAAAUAGAAAGUGAUGCAUGUUAAAGGCCUGCAGAUGUGGGCAUUCUUUCAGUUCAAAAUGCCAUUAAACAUGUAUAUAACAGGUCUAUAAAGAUUUGUGCAAUUGAAAGCCUGUUUUAUAUGUACACAUACAAAUCAAAGGGUUCAAUUCCCAACAUUCUUUUUUUCUGGUAAUUAAAACUGGUACUUUUUGCACAUAGUUAACUUUACUGAUUCUUCAAAAAAAAGUGCUGUUUCUGUGGUAUUGUAUUCUCUGAAUAAUAUUUAAUUUUUUAACAAGUUAACGUUUCUAAUUGUUCAGUUCCUGUGUUUUUUGGCUGGUGUGUAAUAAAGGCAUUUUCCUUUACAUGAUUAUUUAAUACAUUUAGCAGCCUGUAAAUAUUUCUUGUUAAAUGCUCUGGAAUGUGGUGUAGCAGUUGUACUAGAACAGUUUUAAAAACAUUGUUUUGAAAACCACUUGGUUUUGGUUAUUUCUAUUAAAUUAGAAAACGAA